This is a messenger RNA of Quercus lobata, 336 nucleotides long. Its product is annotated as E3 ubiquitin-protein ligase SIRP1-like. The record is from RefSeq and is a predicted model, not a curated record. Gene Ontology annotation, cellular component: nucleus. Lineage: Eukaryota; Viridiplantae; Streptophyta; Magnoliopsida; Fagales; Fagaceae. Gene Ontology annotation, biological process: ubiquitin-dependent protein catabolic process. Gene Ontology annotation, molecular function: ubiquitin protein ligase activity. The coding region runs from base 1 to 336 and encodes 111 amino acids. The transcript has a single exon.
AUGGCUUUGGUGACUACAAACAUGUUCCAUUCCGGAAUAAGAGCCGGAGUUCUCUCUUUCCUCGAGCUAGUCCAAGACAUGCUCCACCCUGAUCAACCCUCCUCGUCGAAGACGAAGAAGAAGGCUUCGACCAAGGCCGCGAUCGAGUCAAUGCCGAGAGUGACAAUUACGGCGAAGGAGGACUGCUCAAUUUGCUUGGAAGAGUUCAAGGUUGGAGGCGAGGCUAGAGAGAUGCCGUGUAAUCACAAGUUUCAUUCGGGUUGUAUCGAGAACUGGCUUUGGGUUCACAAGUCGUGUCCACUUUGCCGAUUCCUUAUUCCAUUAGAGGAAUUAUAG